AUGGCGAAACCGGGUGAGACGGAGUACUUGGGAUUUGAGGAGGACUCCGAAAAUGGAGACUACGACCAGGACGCUUGGUUGAUCGGCGAGAAGUCCCACGACGGCGCCGAGCAUGUAACCGACGAAGUCUUCAAUGCAGCGUCACACCUCAUGGGAGGAAUGCUCUCUGUACUUGGUUCGGCUGUCUUGAUAACCGGUGCAGCAGCCCGCGGAAAUCCCUGGGGCGUCAUCUCAUUUUCCCUGUACGGCGCCUCGCUGAUGUUCCUGUUCUUUGCAAGUUUCGCGCACCACGCGAUCAAAGGGCCCAAGCGGCUCAUGGAUAUUCUGCGCACCUUGGACUACGUGGCGAUCUACUUCCUGAUCCCUGGCACCAUGGUCCCGGUCUGCUUCGUAUGCCUGCACGAUACUUGGGUGGGCUGGGUCUUCUUUGGAACUACCUUCGGCAUUGCCUUUCUAGGAGUGUGGUUCCAGUCCUUUUGCCCGCUUGAGUUUCCCAUGUGGGCCAGCAUGACCAUGUAUGUCACUCUAGGUUGGUUCGGAGCAUUCCUGGCAAUCCCCGCCUACAAAUGCAUUGGCUUUGGAGGCGCGCUGCUGCUCCUGCUGGGAGGUUUAGCCUACACCUUUGGCGGAGUCAUCUUUACCAUGCAAUGUCCGAAUCCAAUCAAGGGGAAGUUUGGCUUCCACGAGAUCUGGCAUGUCUUCGUCUUAGUCGGAGCCGCCUUUCACUAUGCCUGCAUGCUCUUCUAUGUGUUUCCCAACAUGGAGUGA
Messenger RNA from Symbiodinium pilosum, 768 nucleotides. The record is from the annotation of a GenBank genome assembly. Lineage: Eukaryota; Dinophyceae; Suessiales; Symbiodiniaceae.